Molecule: messenger RNA, 2415 nt
Organism: Erythranthe guttata (spotted monkey flower)
Lineage: Eukaryota; Viridiplantae; Streptophyta; Magnoliopsida; Lamiales; Phrymaceae
Gene: D6PK
Product: D6 protein kinase
Biological process (GO): protein phosphorylation
Molecular function (GO): ATP binding; protein kinase activity
Source: RefSeq, a predicted model, not a curated record
UCUCUCUCUCUCUACACUUCGCUGCCUUUCUUUAAUUAUUAUUUUAAAAAAAAGUUUAAUUUAGUUCCCCCUCCAUUGUUAAAUCGAUUAAAAAUUGUAAACCCUAAAGUUGUGAUCUUUGUGACUUUCUCUCUCUUUCUUUUUUGAGUGUGGGCUGCUGCUUUUUCUUGGUUUGUGGGUUGUGUUUUCUUUCAGCAUUGUGGGGUUUUAAUGGAGCCCUCUUGCUAGGUUUUUUUUUUUGCUGAGAAGAGGUAGCCAUUGUUCAAGAUCUGUGCUUUUUCAUUGACCCUUUACUGUUUUCCAGCUGUCUUUUUAAAAAAAAAAAGUUCAAUUUGAUGCUGAUCUGAAGCAUGAAUUUAUUUUCUCAAUUUAGCUAUAUGUGCUUCUGAAGUUGAAAAGGGUUGUGUUUGGAGAUCUCGAUGCAAUUAUGAACGAUGGUUUUUUAAUCGAGUAUUGAAGGAGCAGACGACGUUUUGCGAUUUGUGUAAUGGUUUUAUUCAUUCUCGUUAAUUUCCGAAGUCAACAUAAAUGAUGGCCUCGGAAAAGGGUUCCUCGGUGAAGCAGGCCAGAAGUUACAAAAUAGGUAAAUUAGACCCUGCUGCGAAAGAACUUCCCAGAAACGCCGAAAAUGCAAAAAUCACCGUAGAAGCUACAUCGGAAACGAAAUUACACAAUCACCCUCAAAAGGGACCGGUUAGUUCUUUGACAUGUAGAAUGGACUCGAGCUUACAUUUGGGCACCAAUUCCAAACAAUCCCCAACGUUCGAUCAAGAAAAGAAAGCAUCGGAUCAAGAAAAAAAUAGUGACGGAGCAAAUAGCGUCGCUAAAACUAGUGGCAGAGUAGAAUUAGUCGAGAGUGGAAAGAGCAGUUUGUGCAGGGGCAGCACGAGCACAGACAUUAGCGACGAAAGCAGCUGCAGUAGCUUUAGCAGCAGCGUUAACAAACCCCACAAAGCAAACGACGUAAGAUGGGAGGCAAUACAGACUGUCCGAACGAAAGACGGUGGAUUAGAUCUGAGGCACUUUCGGUUGCUAAAGAAAUUGGGAUGCGGAGAUAUUGGGAGCGUCUAUUUGUCGGAACUGUGCGGUACAAAGUGUUACUUUGCAAUGAAGGUUAUGGACAAGGCUUCUCUUGCUAGUCGGAAGAAACUCUUGCGGGCCCAAACGGAGAGAGAGAUAUUGCAGUGUCUGGAUCAUCCUUUUCUACCGACGUUGUAUUCUCAUUUUGAAACGGAGAAGUUUUCUUGUUUGGUAAUGGAAUUCUGCCCGGGGGGUGACUUGCAUUCGCUUCGGCAAAGGCAACCCGGGAAGUAUUUUUCCGAGCAAGCUGUUAAGUUUUACGUAGCGGAAGUACUUCUCUCUCUAGAAUACCUACACAUGCUCGGAAUAGUCUACCGCGACCUAAAACCCGAAAACGUCCUCGUUAGAGACGACGGCCACAUCAUGCUCUCCGAUUUCGACCUCUCCCUCCGCUGCUCCGUCAGCCCCACUCUAAUCAAGUCCUCCGAGGCUGACCCCACACGCACGAAAAACACAAACUCCGCCUACUGCGUGCAGCCGUCCUGCGUGGUCCCCACCUCAUGUGUGGGCCCCACCACAUGCUUCGCCCCCCGUUUCUUCUCGAGCAGCAAGUCCAAGAAAGACCGAAAUAAGACCAAGAACGAAACGGUCAACCAAGUGACCCCAUUGCCGGAGCUAAUGGCGGAGCCCACGGAUGCCCGUUCAAUGUCUUUCGUCGGGACCCACGAGUAUUUAGCACCCGAAAUAGUCAAGGGGGAGGGGCAUGGAAGUGCGGUUGACUGGUGGACUUUUGGGAUUUUUUUGUACGAGUUGUUGUUUGGGAAGACGCCGUUUAAGGGGUCGGGGAAUAGGGCGACGCUGUUCAACGUGGUGGGGCAGCCGCUCCGUUUUCCGGAAGCUCCGGUGGUUAGUUUUGCCGCCAGGGAUUUGAUAAGAGGGCUGCUGGUGAAAGAGCCGCAGCACAGGCUGGCGUACAAGCGUGGCGCAACGGAGGUGAAGCAGCACCCGUUUUUUGAGGGUGUCAAUUGGGCUCUGAUCAGGUGUGCCAGCCCGCCCGAUGUGCCUAGACCGGUUGACUUUGAGAGGAUCGCUGCUGUGGUGGUGCCGCCGGCGGAGAACGGUCUGAAAGUUGCUCCCCCUGCGCCGGUAGCAGCCGCGACUCCGCAGAAGUCUGAUAAUUAUUUGGAGUUUGAUUUCUUUUAGUGGUUUCUUGUUUUUUUUUUUUGUUAAAUUAAAUGAGAUAUGUGGAUUUUUCGGGAUGGAUAAGUAGAAAGGACCGAAACGAAGAUGGUGUAUGUGAGACAGUGUUAUGUGAUUUGUUGUAUUGCAGAUGUUGUAAUACUAUAUAUAUACUGUUGGUUAUGAAUCCAUGUACUUGUUUUGAUGCUUUUCUCA